GAUGAAUAUGAUAAAACUUCUGACAGUACAACUACACUACAGAAAAUGCUCGCAGCAAAUUCCAGUGGAGUGGGGAUGUCACCUCUCAUCAUGGCUUCCUGCCCCUUCCUCCCAUCAUUGAAAAAGCCCCAAAGCAAAGCCCACCCGAAGCACUGUCUGCUUCUAGUUAUACAUCGUAAAAAGAGAGUGGCUGCAAGCUCUCACAUUGUUUUCUCCCUUCCAUUUCAGCUUUUUUGACAUGAUAUCUGCACAGCAGCCACCAUUCCCCAACAAAAUUCAAAGAGUAAUGGACUGCCCAACUGACGAAGAAGAAACUUGCGAAGAACAGUAUGGUUCUGAAAACUGCACUUGCAGCUCCAACCAUGCAUCAUCAACAGCAGAAUCCGAAUCAGAUUCACCAGUAACUCUUAAAAUACUACAGAGCUGGGCUCCUCGGAUUUCGCACUACUUCGAUAAAGAGCACUACACGUAUGUUGGCCACCAGAUCGUCAUUCAGGAGUCCAUAGAACAUUUUGGAGCUGUGGUAUGGCCAGGGGCACUGGCUUUAUCUCAGUAUCUGGAAUCAAAUCAAGAACAAUUCAACCUCAAAGACAAAAAAGUUUUGGAAAUUGGUGCUGGAACAGGCUUAGUUUCCAUUGUGGCCUGUAUCUUAGGAGCUUAUGUUACGGCUACUGAUUUGCCUGAAGUUCUUGAAAAUCUCUCAUAUAAUAUUUCAAAAAAUACACAAAACAUGAAUAUGCACAAACCUGAAGUGAGAAAACUGGUAUGGGGAGAAGGCCUCAAUGAAGACUUUCCUCUAUCCAUUUGCCAUUAUGAUUUCAUACUGGCAAGUGAUGUUGUAUAUCAUCAUGCAGCUUUGGAAGAUCUGCUAGCAACAAUGGUGUAUUUUUGUAAGCCAGGAACAGUAUUACUAUGGGCAAAUAAAUUCAGAUUCACUGCAGACUAUGAAUUUUUGGAAAAACUCAGCAAUAUAUUUAACACAAUGAUUCUAGCAGAAUUUCCAGAAUCAGAUGUCAAGCUGCUUAAAGUUACAGUAAGAGAGAAUUAA
Messenger RNA from Pezoporus flaviventris, 1048 nucleotides. It is a transcript of the gene METTL21C, whose product is annotated as methyltransferase 21C, AARS1 lysine. Gene Ontology annotation, cellular component: cytoplasm; cytosol. Gene Ontology annotation, molecular function: protein-lysine N-methyltransferase activity. Gene Ontology annotation, biological process: peptidyl-lysine methylation. The record is from RefSeq and is a predicted model, not a curated record. The transcript is spliced from 4 exons. NCBI's taxonomy places the organism in Eukaryota, Metazoa, Chordata, Aves, Psittaciformes, Psittacidae. Bases 239 to 1048 code for a protein of 269 amino acids.